This is a messenger RNA of Colias croceus (clouded yellow), 5955 nucleotides long. It is a transcript of the gene dcr-2, whose product is annotated as endoribonuclease Dicer. The coding region runs from base 259 to 5430 and encodes 1723 amino acids. Gene Ontology annotation, cellular component: RISC complex; nucleus; cytoplasm. Gene Ontology annotation, molecular function: RNA binding; ribonuclease III activity; DNA binding. The record is from RefSeq and is a predicted model, not a curated record. The transcript has 35 exons. Gene Ontology annotation, biological process: apoptotic DNA fragmentation; siRNA processing; pre-miRNA processing. NCBI's taxonomy places the organism in Eukaryota, Metazoa, Arthropoda, Insecta, Lepidoptera, Pieridae.
UGACCAUUGGAUAUGACUGUCACUAACUCUAGUCGGUGGGACGGGCGCGGCGGAAGAAGUUUGAUAACAAAAAAUUGAAAACAUUUACAACAACAUUAGUAGGUAGUUACAUUAUUACAUGUAGGAACUUGUUACUUGACACUUGUCCUCUCCCAGUCCCCACUUUACACUAGACAUUGUGGGAGCCCCUCUAUUGAGUGAAGAAGAAAUUGGUCUCAUUGAGAAAGAGAAGUUGGUAGUUGCAUCAGUCUUUAAGAUAUGUCUAAAGAAUAUGAAAUGGAUUCCUACGAUGAUGACCCAAGUGAGAUGGAACCUAGGCUGUAUCAAACACAACUAGAAGAAAUUGCAGUUAAAAAGAAUACUAUCAUCCAUUUGCCUACAGGAUCUGGAAAAACUUUUAUUGCCGUGAAAUUAAUCAAACGAUUCAUGAAUGCCCUAAAAAAGCCAUGGGGUGAGGGAGGAAAAAGGACUUUCUUUCUUGUAAACACAGUGCCCUUGGUGAACCAACAGAAAGUAGUUAUUCUAAGAAGUUGCCCUUUGGAAGUGGGCGGCUAUAGUGGUGAAGAUAGGGUGGAUUUCUGGAAAAAAGCCAAAUGGGACAAUGAACUUUCCAAGUAUCAUGUUAUUGUAAUGACCAGCCAAAUAUUGAAUGAUAUGCUCACACAUCAAUACAUAAGGAUCCAAGAUAUAAACUUGAUCAUAUUUGAUGAAUGCCAUCAUGCUGUGGAAGAUCAUCCAAUGCGACAGAUUAUGAAGCAUUUUGAAGCUUGUCCUACUAAUGAACAGCCGAGAAUUCUAGGUUUAACAGCAACUUUGUUGAAUUCCAAUGUCACAUUGAAUAAAGUUGAAAAAACUCUACAAGACCUCGAAACAACAUUCCAUGCCACAAUCGCAACUGUAAAUGAAAUGGGAGAGGUUUUAAAAUAUUCAACAAACCCAGAAGAGAAGAUAAUAUACUACAAAGCUCCUUCUCCAACAAGAGCUAUCUUAGAUGCUAAGGCAAUGUUAAAUGAGCUAAUAAUUUUGAUACGCAGCAUCAAAUUACCUAAAAUUCUUAAAAAUUCAUGUAUGCCAUUGCGUAAGGAUCAAACGGAUAUAACGGCCGAUCCUAAUAAGAUAAUCAAAAAAGUUUCGAACAUGGUACAGUCUAUGAUAAAUCACCUAGACGAAAUGGGUGCGUAUGGCGGUACAAUUUCUGUGCUCGCUUAUAUAGUGCUUCUAGAGAGACUCAAACGGGUAGCCACGAGCAAGGAAGAGAUGACGUUAUAUGCCUUCACUAUUACACAUUGUACAGAAGUAAGAAUGGUACUAUUAGAUUCGAUGCAGCAGGACAAAGGAUAUGAUAAAAUCAGAAUUCAUUCAUCUGAUAAAAUCAACUAUUUAUUAAAUAUUUUAAAGGAAUACAAUCCGAUUCUAAUGAACAAAAAUGGAGUCUCACUAAAAAUUAACAAGUUUAAAAAAACUCUAUCGGCUAUAAUCUUUACUCAAGAGAGAUUUACAUCAAAGAUUUUGUAUAAUUUAUUGAAUGAUGUGAUCGACGCUAACCCAGAGGAUUUUGGCCAUCUGAAACAUGACUUUGUUGUGGGAUUUAAUGUGAACCCUUACAAUAAUACUCGUGAACAGUAUUACACUAAGAAAAUGAGUCACCAAGCAUUGUUGAAAUUCAAAAAUUGCGAUUUGAACUGUUUAAUAUCAACAAGAGUUAUCGAAGAAGGUGUGGAUGUACCGCAAUGCCAUUUGAUUGUGAGAUACGAUCCACCACUUGAUUACAGAUCGUAUAUACAAAGCAAAGGCCGUGCUAGAAGCAGGGAGUCUAAUUUUAUCCUCUUGGUUAAUAAUGAAGAUCAAAACUCAUUCAUAGAACGCUACAACGCUUUCCAAAAUAUAGAGAGACGUGUGCAUCAGUUAUUAAUGGGUAAUACGUCGGAACGCGCUGCGCCAACCGAAGAAGACAUUCAGGAAAAACUAUAUAAUGACGAAAUACCACCAUUUGUUACCGAAAAUGGAGUUCGGCUAUACUCGUCGUCCGCUAUCAGCCUCCUCAGUCGGUACUGUUCAGUGUUGCCGCACGACAUGUACACGCUAAUAACGCCGAUGUGGAUAUUAGAAAAGCUUGCCAAUGAACAACGCUUUGUCACAAUAAUGAUGCCAAUUGCGUGCCCCAUCAAAAAACCCAUACCGGGCGAAGCAUUCAACAACAUUAAAUCUGCCAAAAGGUCUGCGGCACUCAAUGCAUGUGUUCAGUUAUAUAAUAUUGGGGAAUUGGAACAAGAUACGAUGUUGCCGAGGAAAUAUGGUACAAUCAACUUCGAACAAGAAGAUGUCAGACAAUGUUUCCCCAACUGGCCGUGGGAUGAACCAGAACCUGAAUGUCCGAACUUACCCCCUCCGGGUUCUAAAGGGAGAGUGAGGAAACACAAGAAAUUGUAUCCCAGCUGUCUAAGUGGCAAGGAAUUCCACGAUGGCACACAAACAUUUUACUUGCAUUUGAUCAAAUUCGACACAGCCUUUGAGAAACCGGCGGAGUCCCGCGAAAGAGCGCUAUACAAUCUUCUCAAAAUGGACGAGGGAUAUGGUUUCUUGACAAUGAAGCCUUUGCCAAAGUUAUGCGAUUUUCCUCUAUUUUUGACAGUCGGAGAAGUAAAAACUUCUAUAGAAAUGAACUACGCUGUCGUUGAAUUGAAUGUACCGCUGUUUGAAUUGGUUAGGCAGUUUCAUUUUUUCAUAUUCGAUCAAGUGCUAGAAAUAGCUAAGAAGUUCUUGGUGUUCGAUGGAACAACAAAUGGGUUAUAUGUUGUUCCGGUGUGCAAUAAAGGUGGCUUUGAAAUAGAUUGGGAUGUGAUGAAGACAUACACGGAAAUUAAACCAGUCGUUGUUCCCACUUUGAAGGAGCGAAGAUCGGUCAAAGUUACUCGAGAAACAUAUCAAAAUACAGUGGUCACUCCGUGGUAUAGAGCCACUGUUAUACCGGAUAGAUACAUAGUAUCAGAUGUUCUCGAAUACAUGACGCCGAGUUCUCGAUUCGAUUCCGAUUCGUUCGAGUCGUUUGCGGAUUAUUAUGUGAACAAAUACAAUCUAGAUAUAGAGGGACCGCCUGAUCAACCUCUAUUGGAGGUGCGCAGUAUAACAAGCAGAAUGAACUGCCUAAUGCCAAGGGCGGCUACAAUAAAAGCGUUCACAGAGAAGCAAUGCAAGCUGGUCUCUCUAGCCCAAGGAGAUGAUAAGCCGAAGGGUUUCAAUGAAGUAUUCAUACCGGAGUUCUGCAUACAUUACGAUUAUCCCGGCGUGCUUUGGUAUAAGGCUGUUAUGUUGCCAAGCGUUGUGCAUAGAGUGACCAUGCUAUUGGCAGCACAUGAAUUGCGUGCGGAAAUUGCGAAAGCGACCAAUUACGGUCAACCCAAUUUACAAAAAGGUGAAGAAUGGCUCCCAUUAGAAGACAACUUGAAUGUAGCUAUGAAAAGUUUGCUGUCACAAGUCGAAGAGCCUUCAUCAAAUAAUUGUAUUGACAGCAAAAAUAUAUCAGAGACGGAAGGUUCCAGAGAUAAGAAAUUACGCACACAAACUAAUGAUAUUUCGCCAGAACGAAGCAGAUCGCCACAUGUAAGCUACAGGAUUAAUGACCCCAUUGAUGAAAACGCGCCUCGUCCGCUAAAUAUUCUAACGAAGAAAGAAAGCAUUUACCAGUUACAAAAGCAAAAAUUGAACAAGGAAUACGCUUGGGAGGAAACAGCAGAGCCGAUAGAUAUAGAAAGGAAUCUUUCCAAAGUAACUUUAAUGGACAUAGAGUGUUACGAUACAUUUGUGAUGGCGCCGAUCGCUGAUCUCAAGAAUUUGGACACGGUCCGAUCGCCAAACAAACAGCCAAUACCUACAGCUAUAUUGCCACCACCGCUUAGGUACAAGGAUAACAUAGAAUUGCUAUCCAAAACGGCAACAGGCCGUGGACCAGAACUACGUGAUAUAGUAUCAGCAUUAACAUCAAUAAAAUCACACGAUACAUUCAAUUUAGAACGCGCUGAAACUUUGGGAGAUUCGUUCCUGAAGUUUGCUGCGACAUUGUAUCUAUUUCACAAAUUCCCGGCGCUAGAUGAAGGACAAUUAACCAAUAUCAAAUGCAAAUUGAUUGGAAAUAGGAAUCUCUAUUACGCUGGUGUGAAGAAGGGCCUUGCUGGUAGAAUGAAGGUGGAACAUUUCAGUCCGCGCAGUGAUUUCGCAGUGCCGGGAUUUUUCGCGCCCAAAGAACUUAUCAAAUUCAUUGAACAGCAUAAGAUCCGUCCGUCAUACUUAAUAGGUAUGGAGUUUUCUCUCGCCGAGGCUUUGAGCGGGAACCUUUCCGCUGAAAGUCUGAAAAUGGUUGAGCAAAGGUUUACAGACAUGAAUAGUACGGCGGAGGCCGAGCCAGAGGGCAUGGUCCAGAAUGCCAUGCAGGGAUAUGUUGGCGCGCAAGCUGUGUCCGACAAGUCGGUAGCAGACUGCGUUGAAGCAUUCAUUGGUACAUAUCUAAUAAGCGGCGGCAUAGAAGGAGCUGUUAAGAUUUUAGAGUGGAUGAAAGUAAUACCACCUGAGGAUAAUUUCAUACAAUACCUUCAUAAGACCGUGUCUACUCCAAUCAAAGAGGAAAAGAUAAGUGAAAAAGAAGUUGAUGUCCUGUUGAAUUAUACAAGAGACAAAAUUGAGAACAUUCUUGAUUACAAAUUCAACGACCCGUGCUUCUUAUUGGAGGCAUUAUCACAUCCAUCAUACAUACGCAACCGUUACACGCGUUCGUACGAACGUCUAGAGUUCCUCGGCGACGCCAUCUUGGAUUUCCUAAUUACGUCACAUAUAUUUGAAAAUUGCGGCGAUUUGAAACCCGGAGAGUUGACGGAUUUGAGAUCGGCGCUUGUUAAUAAUGUUACGUUUGCGUCGUAUGUUGUUAAAUUGGGACUGCAUAAGUUCCUCUUGUCAAACAUAAACCCUGUGUUGGAUAACGCGAUAUUAACAUUCGUGGAGCACCAAGAACAAAGGGAUUAUGAGAUACAAGAAGAUGUCCUGUACCUUAUUGAUGAGGAGGAGUGCCAAAUUGCUGAAUAUGUUGAGGUUCCUAAGGCUGUGAGUGAUAUAUUCGAGUCGCUAGUGGGUGCUAUAUACCUAGACAGCAAAGGGUGUCUAGAUACAGUAUGGCGCAUAGUAUACCGAAUUAUGUGGAAGGAGAUAGCCAGUUUCUCACAACGCGUGCCGAAACAACCCGUGCGAGUCUUGCACGAGAUGGUGUAUGCUUGCCCGAAUUUUGAAAAACCUAUAGAGACAUCUACUGGAGUACGUAAAGUCAUGGUACCGUUGUCUUUCUCGAAGCAAGGCCAAAGACACACAGUGUACGGCGUGGGCUCAAACAAAUUUCAAGCAAAGAGAGCCGCAUCUAAAUUAGCGCUAAAAAUCCUAGCCAUUUAGAUAAAAAUAUAUUAAGUACUUAGUCAAGUAAAAAAAAUAUCUCGAUAUUUUUAUGUAUGUAAAUUGUUUUAUAUGUAUUAAUUAGACUAGCAUUAAAUAGAAUACUAUUGUAACAGAUUUUAAUAUAUUUUAAAGUAUCACGCUUAAAAUAUUGUAUAAUAUCUGAUUCAGAAAAUAGUUAUUUUUCAUGAAAUUAUUGGGUUCCAUUUUAUAUCCGAAUUAUUUUAUUAUAAAAAUCUCAAACAUUUUAAAGUAUAAUUGCUAUGUAUUUUUGUUUUUGUGUCCUCUGUAACAUAAACGGCUUGGUAGAUAUCGUUACAGGUGCAUUUAUUGUGAGACUGAGUAAUAUAAAAACUUAUUUCGGCGCCAAAUUUAUUAAAAGCGUAUAAAAUAGGUUUUUUAUGUGAAAGUUUGAAACGGUUGAUUACAAUUAAAAUUUUAAUUUAUAACUUCAGGUCUUUUACAGCAAAUUAUUAAUUUUAUUAUUUACUAGCUUCCGCCCGCGACUCCGUCCGCGCGGGUGUC